Messenger RNA from Hermetia illucens (black soldier fly), 3490 nucleotides. RefSeq names its product gamma-tubulin complex component 3 (gene Grip91). Bases 358 to 3063 code for a protein of 901 amino acids. NCBI's taxonomy places the organism in Eukaryota, Metazoa, Arthropoda, Insecta, Diptera, Stratiomyidae. The record is from RefSeq and is a predicted model, not a curated record. The transcript has 9 exons. Gene Ontology annotation, cellular component: spindle pole; gamma-tubulin small complex; centrosome. Gene Ontology annotation, biological process: spindle assembly; meiotic cell cycle; microtubule nucleation. Gene Ontology annotation, molecular function: microtubule minus-end binding; gamma-tubulin binding.
UACGAUCUCAUAACCUCCAAUGGCUUAUUAGGUCUUGAAGGAAGAUAACAAUUUAAAUAUCAACAGAUUUCAUCGCCAUAGAGUUUGUUUAGUUGUAGCGUAGUGUUAGUUGGUUUUGUUUAUUUACGGUCCAUUUGACCCGGUCGAGUGGAUAAAAUGUUAUUGCGGCCCGUGAGAAAGGACGAAUUAUUCCUUUAUGUGACAGGACAACAAUAAAUGUCAAAACACGGCUCAAGUGAAAAAAAUGUUUUCGUCGGGCUGAGGAAAAUUUCACGUUGAAAGUCUCCCUUUUAACCGUUAGGAUAAAUCUUUUGAAAUUCUCUUGCCAGAAGUUUAUUAGUGAAAAUAAGUUUUAUCAUGUCGACCAACCGCAAUUACAAAGAAAUUUACGAUUUGUUGGAGCAGCUCUGCCAGAAUUUGGCUGGACCAAGAUACAGGGACGCUUUGAAGCACGUUAGCCAGUACAUAUCACAAAGUCCGACUUCACUGCAAUCCACUCUGCCGUACGAUGAGACCACUCUCGUGUCGAAAAUCUCGAAUCAUUUGUCUGCCAGCUCAACGGGCUCUGGGCAGAACGACAUUGUUCUUUUUAUGAAUUUGCAUGAGCAAUUAAAGUCGUGUCAGAUUGAAUUAAGACAGAAGAACGCAAUUCUCACGUUUCUCUUGCUAAUGGCGAACCCGGGCAAGAGCUUCUCGACCUCCAGCAGCAGUAACGGCUUGGAAAAUGCAUCGGCAGCCUCUAGAGCCAUAAACAGACAUGUGCCAUUUGAAUCGGUGAUAAGCUCAUUCCGGACGGAAGUCUUUACGGCGGGAACUGUCCGCACGAAUGAUACCACGAUUGAGAAGCUGUUUCCAUAUCACGGCAAGAAGCCAAACAUAUUCACAUGCGCCUCGUCAUCAGAAAGCAAUCUUAAGAUUGCCCCAAUUCGGAAAUCCGGUAUUCCGCCAAACUCGGACAGUAGCGAUAGUUCACCACGAGAUGGUAAAGAUAAAAUUCUUGGUGCUUCCAGUGAUUUGACCGAUGAAUUAGUACAAAAUGUGAUCUACGCCUUCACGGGCAUUCAGGGAAAAUAUUUAAAGAAAGAUUUAAUAUCUGGAGGAUUCAAACUUGAUCCGAAGGCAAGAUCUUUGAACGUUAUCCAGGCGGGGAUGCUACUUCGAUUAUCGGAAUUAGGAUAUUAUCACGACCAAGUUCAUUCAUUCACGGAUUCUAAAAGUGGGCGUUGUGCAUUAGGUUUAAUGGGUCAAGGAUUUGUGUCGGCUCUUAAAAAUGAACUGACAAAAUAUUAUGGAUUGGUUGCAAUGCUCCAAGAGCAGUUAAACAGGCAACGAAAACAAAAUUACCAAGAGUGGCCAGGUGUUACAAGUGAAAAAAUAACCCUUAUGAAAGUAAUGGUUUGGGCUGUGGAUCCUCUUCAGAGAUUGCAAUGGCUGGCAACGAUAGCCGAAGCGUGCCAAGAGAAAAAGGGUGGUGCUCUUGCAUCAAUAGUAUACGAGUUUCUUAGUAAUGGCGAUCCAAUGGUGAAAUCUUUAGUGAAAGAAUUGCUGAUUGCUGUCUGUGGUCCCCUUCAAAUAAUGCUGGCUCGCUGGUUACUGGAAGGAGAAAUUAUCGAUCCACACGGUGAAUUUUUCAUUGAGUGUUUGCAUGAAGUGGGACCGGACAGACUGUGGCAUGAUAAAUACCGAGUACGAAGUUCUAUGUUGCCAUCUUUUAUUUCCACCGAUUUAGCCAAUAAAAUUCUAGUCACUGGAAAGAGUAUAAAUUUUCUGCGCGAAGUAUGUGAGGACAAAACUCCAAUAAAAGGACGAGAGGAAUUAAAACAAUUAUUUGAAACAAAUGCUGAAAAUGUUUUCGCGAAUGUGGCGGACACUAAACUCCAUGCGAUGAUUGACAACAUAUAUCUGAGCACUUCGAAGAAGGUCUUGGAUAUUGUAAUGGGUCCACAUAAGCUGUUGGAUCAUCUACAGGCAAUGAGAAGAUAUUUGCUAUUGGGUCAAGGAGAUUUCAUUGGAAUCUUGAUGGAAAAUUUGAAACCUGAACUUGAUCGGCCAGGCAAAGAACUUUACUGUUACGAUUUAUCAUCGAUUAUGGAUGCCGCAAUAAGAUCGACAAAUGCUCAAUACGACGAUCCAGAAAUUCUUAACCAUUUGGACGUGAGGUUGUUGAAUCCAUUUGACGGUGACACCGGAUGGGACAUUAUUUCGCUUCAAUAUACUGUACGUGGUCCGCUGGCGACAAUGCUGGAACCUUCGAUGCAUAAUUAUCAAAUUCUGUUUAGGCCAUUGUGGCGAAUGAAACACAUGGAAUUUUUGUUGUCAUCGAAAAUCUGGAGAGAUCAGAUGUGUAAUGUUAAGCCGCUACGUACAAUGAGCCGAGAACUAAAUCCAGUCCUUUACCGCCUACACCUAUACACAUCAGAAAUGAUACAUUUUGUCCAUCAAAUGCAAUACUACAUUCUUUUUGAGGUGAUUGAGUGUUCGUGGGCAUCGUUUCUCGAGAAAGUACAUCAAGCUAAAGCGCUUGAUGAUAUCUUAAACGCACAUAAUGAAUUUCUCGAAACAAUUAAGACUGGAGCGUUCCUCGAUGUGAAAUCCGAUUCACUAGGCGCGAUGGAGGAAAUUUACUUGGGCAUAAUGCGUCUGGAAGUGUGGCAAGAUAAAUUCUUUGAUGUGUGUUUCAAAGAGCUGGAUGCCAGGAAUGCGCUUGCAUCAAAUAUAAAAGCGAGUGAAUUAAAAGGAGAGUACGGUAUCACGGCGGAGAAAAGGUUCCAGCGUGAUGAGGAGCAGAGGGUGUUCGAACAAUAUGUUGCCGACAGCCAGAAAUCAUUGGAGAAAAUUGGUACCGAUUACGAGUUUGCUGUACGUAGAUUUUUGCUUGCGUUGAAUUCUAAUAACGAUCAUAAUCUCCAAUUGUUCGGAAUCCGUUUGGAUUUCAAUGAAUACUAUAAGAAACGUGAUCAACGAUUAGGUGUUCCGUUGACGUUCGAACAUAUGCGCAUGAGCAAUACGUUCUUCAACAACAAGGGAAGUACAAUGAGUUUCAGUCGGCAUAGCACCAAUUGACAGGAGCCUUGUUGUAUAAAACCGUUUGAAAAUUAUUUCUCGCACAUUGAAGAUUAUCCAACACGAAACAGUAGGAGUCUGAAAAAGGUCGACCGUCAACUUAUGAAUGAAGUUUCCUCGUUACAAACGAAUGCUGCAAAACAGAACCUUCCACAUCACAAGCCACAAGAUAAUUUGAUAGCACGUCCAUUGAUGAUGAGAAAAGAGAAGCUCAUUUAUUUAAAUUGUUGUCAAAUUAUAUGAAUAGCAGGUAAUCGUUAGCCCCUUUCUACUCAUAUGUGUCAUUAUGUCGUUUCUAUGUGAAUGUAAAUAGUCAGAAAUACUCGUAUUUUAUAAAAAAUAGAUUCAUAAUUUCAAUUACUUUUUUGAGAGAUAAACCGAACAAAAGUCAAUGAAGCAAAUAAAUUCCUCUCUAGUUGCCGUUACA